AUGGUCAAUGACGGCUUCGAAAGGUUCAAAAAGGGUAUGAUUGAGAAUUAUGGAGUCCAGCUUGACGCGUUGACCGACUUCUUAGCUGGUCCGGCGGUCACCGAACCAACUUGGGAAAACGUAAAAAAAUUCCACGUCAAGAAUCUUUAUCCUAUCAAUGACUUGACAGACGAUGAAAGAGAGAAGCUCGGAGUGCUUUUGUAUUUGUCCCAAACCGGGAUUAUUCCGAUGACGGCAUCCGAGCUGGCCGAAGUUGUAGUCCGUAUCUUUGUGGACUCACCAUGUGGCACCGAGGCUGAGCCGCGAGGAAUGGAAACGGCAUACAAGGCGAAGUAUGAGAAACUUCUGGGCUUGUUCGAUAGCUCUGCAUGGCCAGGCAUGGCGAACAAGUUUGAUGCUUAUUUGACUCCCGAAGUCUUGAAAGACCUGAAGACUGGAGAUGGCCAAGAGCUGAUCAAACUCAUUCACGUGCGAAAGCAGGCCGAAACGGAAGAAGUGUGGAACAACCGUGUUUCUGGGGUCAUGAAAGACGCAAAGAUCAAAGACGGAAUGGCCAACGUGGCAGCUGCCCUUGGAUCUAGUGCAUUUGGUGCCAUGGUUUCAGCCGCAGCCACAAUUCUGAUUCGAGUUAGUGCAAAGAGCCCAGAACAUGUGGCAAAUUGGUUUGCAUCAAGAUGGACGUUUGGAGUUCCCUUCCGUACGGACCCGGAUAUUCUUGCUCAAACCUGGAUUGGAAUCGGCCCGAUGCAUCCAUCUCUUGCAAUCCUGUUCGCAGCUAUGUACGAAACGGUAGAGGAGAAGGCCGUCUCGAACCAGGUUGAAGCUUCUUUCCGUCGGGAUAUCGAUCUUCGAUUCUCAUUCCUCGGAUUUCACUUGCUGAGCGGAAUGCUCGGCGUCUCUAGAAUUUCUGGAAAAGGCUAUUUGGAAAUAGCCACAGCCACUGCUCACGGGUCAACCGAAGAGGGAUGGAGACGCUUGUGUAAAUUCCAGAAGACACUUGAUGCGGCUCUUAAAUCGAAGAUCUCAUCACUGACUCUUGCUCCCGCCGGAACCAUCCCGAUGUGUUUGUUGCGUUACAUUCGAUUGAUGUCGACAAACAUCAGCGACGAUUUGAACUCUCGUAAAAAUCCCUUCCUCUCUUAUCUUUUCGCCGCCAUCGAGUAUUGUUAUCGCGGAAGCCCGGUAAAUAGCGGACCAAACGAGUCAAAAAUUGCCGGAUGGGCCGGAUUGCCCAAAGACACGCGCGAAGUUUUGAUGGCAUGGGCUGCAGUAAUUCAUCAAGACUGGAUUUCCACUUCGGAACAAAAGAUCAUUGGCGUAGGAAUCGCUCCGUCCAUCCCAUCGCUGCCAUCAAAUGAAUCUAUGGAAUCUAUUGAAGAUCUAUUCAAUCGAUUGAAGGGAUUGAAGAAAGCU
Messenger RNA from Mesorhabditis belari, 1413 nucleotides. NCBI's taxonomy places the organism in Eukaryota, Metazoa, Nematoda, Chromadorea, Rhabditida, Rhabditidae. The record is from the annotation of a GenBank genome assembly.